CGGGGACAGUCCAAAUCGUUUUGUUUCGGCUUGGGGGCGUACCCGUGACGCACGGAAACCGACGCCCCAGAUCUGGAUAAAUACCGCCGUUCUCGACCGUUAUAGACACAUCUUCACCGAUUUCGGUUUUGAACACUUCUCUGACACAAAGACGACGCUGAAAAUGUCUCCAAACAUGACCUGUGAAGCUCUCCAGUCUUUUCCUCCACGACUGACUGUUGCCAAACGGAAGGAGGCUCUUGAGCUCAGAAAGACUAUGAAACCGCUGAUGGAGAAGAGAAGGCGAGCUCGUAUCAACGACAGCCUGAACCACUUAAAAAACCUCAUCCUUCCCCUCACAGGCAGAGAUAAAACUCGCUACUCCAAGCUGGAGAAAGCAGACAUCCUGGAGAUGACUGUGAGGUUCCUCGGUGACAUUCCACCUGGUAACAGCAAAAACUCUUCAGACAGCUACAGAGAAGGCUACAAAGCCUGCCUCCAGCGCGUCUCCUCCCUGCUUCCUAAAACCAGCCUGGACCAGGACGCGUGCCAGCGGGUCAACGACUUCGUGCAGCAGUCCAUGUCUGCCACAGUCACCCCAACCUGCCUGAACUGCUGCGCUCAGAGCUCCAGGACUUUCCCUCAGAUCCAGCAGAGGCUCCUGAGCCUGAAAUCCAGCUUCAGCUCCAGACCAGAGCUCCAGUCCCGCAGCGCAGUGGCUCCCAGCAGAGCGCAGUCAGGCCCGCAGGCCGGAAGCGCCGCGAUGUGGAGACCCUGGUAGACUUCAGUGGCUGCUCCUUCUAAAAGCCGCGAAAAGACUUUACUAUGUUUGAUGUGUAGAAAACGUAUUGAGAUAGCACCACUUGUAAAUAUGAACGGUGAUCUACUGAUUUGUUUUCGUCGCUGAAAACCCGGAUUUCAUCCUGAUUACGCAUCGAGUAUUAUAUACUCCGGUUCUGCGCACGAGUCUUUUGUCAUGAGUUGACAAGUUUAGACGGUCGUAUUUUUUUUUAAAUCUGCAUGUAUGUAUACGGUUAAUGUAUUUAGUCCUCUCCGUGGGCUAAGUGAUUAAGGGCCAUUAAAACAGCCCUGUAAGACCCAAGGGGUCAUCUUUGUAUGAAUUUGCACAACAGACAUCAGAGUCCUGAGUCUGUGCAGAUGAACGUCGUAGACAUCAAAUGUCUCAGGAAGUAUCUCUGUUGGGAUGUGUUAUUUUUGCUAUUUGCAGCAAAUAUUGUACAUAUUUUUUUAUACACAAAUAAAACUACGUUGUCGUGGUUACA
Acanthochromis polyacanthus (spiny chromis) is the source of this 1262-nucleotide messenger RNA. RefSeq names its product transcription factor HES-2-like. The coding region runs from base 164 to 760 and encodes 198 amino acids. The record is from RefSeq and is a predicted model, not a curated record. Gene Ontology annotation, biological process: regulation of transcription by RNA polymerase II; anterior/posterior pattern specification; regulation of neurogenesis. The transcript has 4 exons. Gene Ontology annotation, molecular function: DNA-binding transcription factor activity, RNA polymerase II-specific; RNA polymerase II cis-regulatory region sequence-specific DNA binding; protein dimerization activity. NCBI's taxonomy places the organism in Eukaryota, Metazoa, Chordata, Actinopteri, Pomacentridae. Gene Ontology annotation, cellular component: nucleus.